This is a messenger RNA of Pochonia chlamydosporia 170, 4701 nucleotides long. RefSeq lists its product as hypothetical. Lineage: Eukaryota; Fungi; Ascomycota; Sordariomycetes; Hypocreales; Clavicipitaceae. Bases 1 to 4701 code for a protein of 1566 amino acids. The record is from RefSeq and is a predicted model, not a curated record. The transcript has 2 exons.
AUGGCUCCCCGUCCCGUUUCCAUUGAAGAAACAAGGCGACGUAAACGCGAGUGGGUAAAAGCUAAGAGGAAGCGGCAGAUCCAACAAGACCAAGCCCAGAGUCCAGAAUAUUGUGCCCAGGAACAGCAAUCCGAUGGCGGAAACAUCUCUGGCCAAGCUUCGCAACAGCUUCCACGGAAUGCCCCUUGCGCUGCUUCGGUGGCCAUCGGAUCAAGGAGUCAGAACCAUGAGACAAUUCGGUCACUUCCGCAACAGUCACGAGGAAACGGCGACUCAAAUAUUGCUGAGAGGCCGUAUACACCAAUUGACCGCACUCGAGCAGGAGAUAGAACCCACGCCGAAGCCAGUCCAAUUUUUCAAGUAGCCAGGAGUAAAAGCCAAUAUCGAACGCCAAGCUUCAAGCUCGCAUUGUUUCCGAUGGCUGAACGACCAACAAAUAAAGAGGGACUGGAAACUGGAAACGCUACGUCCGUCCGAGAUUCUUCUUCACGCAGCCCGUCCCGUGGUCGUGGGGAGUUAUAUCACAGUCCCAGUUCCCGACGGAGCUCGGUAUUGGCGAGCAACUUGUCAGACAGUGCUGGGCGACGCCAGCGCUCUGAGUGCGGAACAGGAAAAGCGACAGCGGCUGACUACGUUAAACAAGCUCGAGAAUCCCCUAUCCCUGAAAUUGCUGGCUUGAAUCUACAUGAUGGACCUAGCACUGCGGCUCUGGCUGUGGAUGAAACACUGCAGCAAGAUGUAUCUGAUGCCCCAUCGGGAUCGGUCUAUACACCAUCCUCUCCUGAAUCUGUUGUUGAUACAAGCAUUGGCGACAACCAUUACGGCUUCCGCCCGAGUCCCACGCCGGGAACACCCACGAAUACGGCCAGCGGCUUCGCACCAGAAGUCUCGGGAAACGAGCCCGGUGUUACUUAUCUGUCACUGCAGAGCUCGCCGGCUACGGAAGAUGAGGACAGCGCUUUUUUGCGUUGGGCUGGCUAUAGGGCGGCACCAACGACGAGCCAGCCAUCGAAUGCGGCUGCCGAUCCUGUCGUCAUCCGCUACAUGCAAGCCGCCCACAGGCAAGAAACCAGAGGCGGACCCGACUUUUUGGAUCUCCAGGCGAAGGUAUACGAUGAAAUAUUCCAAAAAGUCUUUGGUCUACAAUGUGACUGUUCGGAGCCUAGAGAGCUCGGAGAGCCUCAAGGAGCCCAUACUCUGAACGAGAGGACCCAAUACCUUCAGCAAUCUCUCCCGUCUCUGGCGGAUGUUUUUUCUCCCACUGGCUCGUAUGAUCCGCGCGCAUACUUCCGACGCUGGUGUGAGUUCUUAUCGCAUCAGCCAACUGAACCGCUUUCGUUUCGGAAGACGCAGAGCACUAUUGGUCAGCCGUCAGUUACGAUCGCGAAGAAGAAUGACAUUGACAGUUGCUGGGUGGCCCCCAAGACGCUUGAAGCGAUCCAGGCUCCCAAUGACUUCCGUCUUACGUUUCUUCCACGGUUCAGCCUCAAUCUGUCGACUGACCAGGUAGUUCAACCACAUGGUUUAGACCUGGCGAGGACACGCCAUAUUCCUCUGGGUACGUUUCAGGCUGGCAGUGUCCGCUUUCAAGUGUUUGUCUUCUUCCCCAAAUCAGCCGAUAACCCACGCUCAAUAACGUCCGCCUCAUCUAAUGCACUGUCACUGGAGCGCCAGAAGGAUUUCUACGACCAGAUCGUCAUUCCCGCGGCAUAUGAGAGCAUCGAAGAUCCCGAGCGCCAAGAAAUCCCACGAUCUUUUUCCAUUGUGUAUGCAAAAUCACAUACUUUCCAAGAGAAACCCAGCAUCAGUCGAUGGAGUGCAGACGAUGACAGCCGCGCGCAUCAGCUCUCGUUCACCAUUCCGGCUCGUAGCUUGGGUCGAUUCUGGGCUUCCGUUGUAGAAAGAUCAGACAGCGUGAAAGUCAAGACCCAAAGAGGAGUUGAUGUAGCCUAUUUUGAACGUCCGCGCCUUCUAUUUCAAGCCCAUGACCUGAAGAACACCUUUGCAAGCCCAAGCCUCAAUGAGACCCUUGGCCUCUUCCGAGACACUGUCAUGGCGGCGCUCAAUCCCGAAUAUUUGGACAUGCGUUCUUGCUGGAUUGACAUUGGUGCCCGGUACUACGUCACAGGUUUGCGCGGCAGACCGCUGGCAGAAACUGAAGCCUACACGCUUGAAUGGAAGAGUCAAUGCAACCGUUCCCUCCAUGAGCGACUUGAGAAAAUAGCGCCCGAAUCCAACCUCAUGGCAGCCUACUACCGAUCCUUUGCUCUCCGCGAUGUUGGUAAUCUGGUGUCAAAGACAAAACGAACAAGCGCCCCAAACAUUGGCCAUCCAGACUCUCGGAAACUUGGUGUCUGCCGCUUCAAAGCUUAUGAUUGUGGGAAAGACCUCUUCAAGGACGUGGGCAAUAAGUAUUGCCUGUUCAGCUCACCCUCCCUACCUCAGCUCGCCCUUGAUCAAAACAUGAUUCAAGACCUUGAUUCGAUGACGAAGUCCCGCGCCAACAUGUACACAUCCCAGCACAGUCGAGAAUCCAUAUUUCGUGCAUGGGAAGCGAACAAGCGACACAUCAAAGCUAUCUCGGACCCACAUGCCUUGACGAACUACGGAAUUCGGAAAGAGGCGACGUUCCGACUGGACACGAUCUUGACGAUGUGGAACGACGGAUACUUUGAUCCAGAGCGGAGCCCCCAUGCUGGGCCUAUUUGUCUGACAGUUCCCCUGGACCCGGGCCCGGAUGAACACUACCCUUUCUGGAUUGUUCCAACCCGAGACAUGAAUGCACUGAUCUUCACCCAGGCGGCCCGUCUUAUUGUCCCACUGGAUCAUCUCUUCCAGGAGGCAUCGUUGCCCAGCACGGAUCAGUCAAGCAGCCCUGUGAGCCAUGCCGACCGUUCGAUACGACGAAUAUUUGCUUUCUACACAGCCCAAUUACUAUGCCGGCUUCUUGAACAUGCUUUUAGCAGCGAGCGAGAGUUCAAUUACGACAACUGGAUUUGGUGCUCUGACUGGAGAGUCCCACAAGGGCUAAGCGUAGCCAAAGUACGGACCGGGCUGGGCCUGCGAGAACCGAUAGAUAAGUCCGGGAUGUUGUGGAUUCCUCCGGCCAUCAUGGACUGGCGACGGGGACAUCUUGCGCUGGCGACGUUGGUGGAGCUGCAUAUUCCGCGUAGUCCACUACAGAUUCCACUCGCGUCGCAGGCGAACAUUCAAGCAUUGACGACUACUCAAUUAACCGUUGAAUUCUUGCUGCAAGAGUGGAUUCAUGACGCACGACAAGCCUUUGACGCCGGGCAACGCGAGGAGGGACAAGCUUUGGCAGCCCGUGUUAUUAAACUCGCCGCUGAAGAAAUUGCCCGCUCAUACAACCAGCACCUGCUAUGCAAGAUCCGCUCCUACUGGGAGCGAGUGCGAGUUGAUUUGGGGCGCAAUAUCCUGCCAAGUCUCUCCCGAUUGCUGGAAGCUGAGGAAGACGUUGCAGCAGACAGAAGCCGCAUUGUAACUGCCCAAACGGUUCGGGACAUCUAUAUGCAGGCUUGGGAUGCAUAUUCCUUAAUAGUAAAUUCCGAUGAGCUUGAGACCUCCACCAUGCCCAGCGAGCUCCCUUGUUGGAUGACGACGAGGAAAUAUUUGCCACCAAAAGACAGUUGGUCGGGAUUUGUGUUUUCCAACCUCUUCAGCCGUCCAGACCCGCCAAAGUGGGAUAGAAUCACAUUUCUCCGGAUUUACCGCACUUUCAAGGCCUUCUGGGAGCCCAUCAGUGCAUAUAUGGGAUCAUUUGACGGGAAAUUUAAGCGAAUCAUCGGCAGAUGCAUCAUGGUGACCUUCAACAGCGAUCAAGGCAAGGAAGUUGGCACCAAUCGUACCCGGGGCACUUGGUAUGAUGGUCAACCAAGUUUUUUUCAGAUGCAAUAUUGGGCCCCUUACUUCUCGCCUCCAGAAAGCAACCGAAAAUUACGUGUGGCUAGUAUUCCCGGUCAAGUGGAUGUGUCACACGAUGCGGCACCCACAAUACCAAGCGCGCAAGAGUUUCACAAUCUUCAGAGCUGGUUGGACCUGCAUCGCAAGAAAAUUAUGGCUCGAGAUGACGAGCUGUGUGCUGGUGACUUGGAGCUGCUCAACAGGCGAUACCGGGAGAUACUGCGGCGCUUGGUCCAGUUAUCUGGCCCGGCUUGGAUAUAUGGCCCAAAGAGGCUGUACCACGUUGUGCCAUGGAAGCUUGGCUCGAAUGACUCGUUCCGCGUUCCUGGCCCGCGCAAACAUGUGUCCGAGAGAUUGCUUAGCCAGCCUACGGUGCUGCUUCCCACUAGGGACAAUGUAAUGUCGUUAAUUGACGCCAUGAAAUCCUUGCCGGACUUGGACGAAAAGUCUGUAUUGCAAUUUAAAUGGGCCAUGACACGACUACAUAACGACGGGAAGCAGUACAGCAUCCGUAGUCACCUUGAGAGCAAGAAAGUUGCGUCAGCUGAGUUGAGUGAUCAAUCUCCAUCGCUUCUGCAGCAAUUUUUGGCCCAGACUGAGCCACCGGAGCGAUUCGUGACUGCCAGCCGUGGAGUCGAGCUGGAACCAGAGGCGGGCGACAUUGACAUCGAUACCGAUAUCGAUAUCGACAUCGACAUGGACGAGGAUUGCGCAGACGCAGAUGUCGACGGUGCAGAUUCAUCAGAUGACCUCGCCAGCCUGGCGUUCAUGUCAGGUUGA